AUGUCAACUAGAAGACGCAAUGGCCAGUUGUCCUCGUGCGAGCCAUGCCGAAAAAUAAAGCUCCGCUGCGACCAUGUACUCCCGGUCUGUGGACGGUGCAGGCAAAAGGGCCAAAGUGAUAGAUGCAUAUACCACCCAGCACCUUUGACGCAACCCCGGCUGUUAGUAAAUGAUGGUUCGGGCUCACUAUUGUCCAAGAAGAGGAAACACCAGCCCUCACUCCUGACGAAAAAGGGCUCGACGAACUUCCUUGAACAGUAUCGAAUACCGACUGCUACUACUCCGUCAAAAAAUGAGGCUAGACGUACUUCAAGUGUAGAUGAACACAGGGCGAAGCGACCAAAGAGGCCUGUUUCCUUUUCGACUGGGUUCCUGGGCCCGUCUAGUUAUUGGUCAACGUUCGAAGAGCCUGAAGAAAGCAGCCGCAUUCUAGCUCCGAAACCUGCUUCGUCAUCAGAACAGACAGAUGCACAUGUGAACUCGGAAGAAGACAUGGAAUCAUCUACCGUGGAUCUAGAGCAGAUUGGAUUUGGAGCAAGGAUCUUGGCUUUGUUGGAUGACCUGCCUUUGUUCGAGAAUUUGCUGCGAUUCCGAAGUGAACAUACUCGGCCAUGGAUCUUUGGGGAAAUGGUGACGAAAGAAGUCUCAGAAACACUUCUUGCCUCACACAAUCAUUGGAUGCCACAUGGUGCAAAUACUAAGAACCAAAAGAGCAGAUUACGAGCGUGGUCAAAACAUAUCUUUAAUAAUAGUGCGAGUACUUUGAGCAGUCAUCGAAACAUGACAGUAUCCGAAUAUUUCUCUGUUGCAAGCACGAGAUGGGAAAGCAUCGGAUUGAUGUUUGCAUGGAUCGGUAUUACGACGAUGAUGAUUCCGGAUGGCCAUGAGUGUUUACGACUAGAAAAUGGGGCAACCGUUGAUAAGCACGAGCUCAGGACGCUUGCUAUUGAGGUUUCGGAAACUUGCCUGGGCUUCUGUGACAAACUUGCUACUAUGAGUGACCCCGUUUCAUGGCUCUUGCUCCAACACACUGUGUUGCUUUUGGAUACAUUCGGUGACAGCGACUACAGACCAUGGCGCAAACUGGGGGAACUAUCUACUGUGAUCUUCGCUUUGGGUUUACAUCGACCCAAACCAAACGAUUCUAGCGCACCAUUGUUUUUGCUAGAAAUCCGAAGACGCGUGAUGACCGGUGCUUUUCUGUUGGACAAGCAGCUCGCCACACUGCUUGGUCGACCACCACGAAUUGCUUGGCAAUAUUGUGAUGCCCAGAUGCCUUUGGACCUGCCUUAUGAAGACAUUUUUGUGGCGUCUGAUGGAAAGGACGAAGACAAUAUGAUGAAAAGGAUUGGUCCCGAUGGCUGGAAUGUUGACGGACAGUUUAAUUCCGGUUCUCAGGCGAGACUAUACCUGAUCUUUGCUAUAAUGCGAGAGAAAAUUCUAGCUCUAGUGCUGUCUCCCCAUCUAGAUGACAUGGCUCGGAGGAUAUCAGAAACUUGCGCCGAACACGACCGACUCCGGUCAACCAUGCCAGAGGCACUUAAAUGGACACCUAGCGGUGGAUGUCAAAUGACAGACCCAGAAGAGGAAUUUCUGGCACAUUUUCACCUGGAAUUUCUCAAUAACGACUUUAUGCUCCAUCGAGUCCUCGUUAAGGAAACAGGCGAUGGCAAAGACAAGCUUUUGAAGGUAGCGCGAGAGAUGUUAACUGCAUUGCUGGCGCUUGUCUCGCGAACAAUGUUGCGUUCUCGUUAUGAGUCGAUAUGGAUUCUCUGCUUUAUAGGUCUUCCUUGUGCGGGCGUCCUUGCUCAAGAGCUUCUCCGGCGAUUGCAGUCGCGGUCUUCCUCUUCCUCGGCUUUCGACCUCGCCCCCUUUCCUCGUUCAGAGGUCAUUCAGAAUCUAAGCGUAUUCGCCUCGCAUCUAAAUGCUUUGUUGAAUGACCGCGAUGGGAACCACGAUAUUGCAUUGAAGGGCCUCCAUGCGAUUCGCAAUGUUCUUGAUCAUGUGCUUUCCGGAGACCAUGAUUUCUCUAGGCCUAAUAAUAAUAGCAACAACGAUGCCCAUAAAGCUGCUGGUGAUAACCAGGACGGACCUGCGGCUUCGACUUCUUUAAGUCUGGAAAAUGAGCGUUUACUUGCGACGACAGGUAUACCUGACGAUAUGGCUUUUACCGCGUCUGUCGGAUGGGCGCCGCCUUCCGAUAUUCCGGGGUGGUUCAUGGAUGAUACUAAUGGGAUGGAGUUUAUGACGUGGUUGGAUAAGCUGGACUGGGGACAAGAUACGCUGUUGAGUUACAGUUAG
Messenger RNA from Talaromyces atroroseus, 2301 nucleotides. RefSeq lists its product as hypothetical. The transcript is spliced from 4 exons. The coding region runs from base 1 to 2301 and encodes 766 amino acids. Gene Ontology annotation, molecular function: DNA binding; DNA-binding transcription factor activity, RNA polymerase II-specific; zinc ion binding. The record is from RefSeq and is a predicted model, not a curated record. Gene Ontology annotation, cellular component: nucleus. Lineage: Eukaryota; Fungi; Ascomycota; Eurotiomycetes; Eurotiales; Trichocomaceae. Gene Ontology annotation, biological process: DNA-templated transcription; regulation of DNA-templated transcription.